Molecule: messenger RNA, 3218 nt
Organism: Portunus trituberculatus (swimming crab)
Lineage: Eukaryota; Metazoa; Arthropoda; Malacostraca; Decapoda; Portunidae
Molecular function (GO): protein binding
Source: RefSeq, a predicted model, not a curated record
CCACUGUCUCUUAUUCUCCCUCCUCCUGAGAGUCAUACCACUAAUUUUGGCGCAGGUGGGCGGUGUGGUGAUGCCAGUUCGGGUGGUGGGUGGUGGCGUGGCAAGGGGCACUGUCUCCGUCGGGAUGGUUGGCGUUGAUGAGGUAGAGGCACGAGCUGCACUGCUCACACCCACUCUGGAGCAAGGCUUCCCGUCCUCCUCCACCCCAACUAGUGCCACUGUUACCUGGAGAUUGAGUCCUGCACCUGCCCACCAGAUCCACCGGUCCAAGCACAUCGAGGGGAUCUAUGUGCUGGGGUGUGAACGAGGCAGUGGCUUCAUCCAUCCUCGGAUACAACAACAGCUCCAGACCCACGACAUUUCCCUCCUGCACCAUCCACACUCCCACCACAGCCACAACCACGAGCCCGGCCCCACCACCCACACCCUGGAGCAAAGGGAGUCGUCCACUUCAGAGCAUGCGGAGUGGCCUGACAGUGGAGGAGGGCCCCACACCUCACUGGCAGAGGAGAACGUUGAGCACAUCCUCUUAGAAAAUGAGUCUGGGAGAAGCACUACAUCCUCCAACACCACUGUAGGGGAGGAGGGAGGUGAUGACUUCCCACUGCCACCCACCUGUUCCAACCUGAGAGUGAUGGGCCACACCCUUGUCCUGGCCAGGUCCUCCUUCCAGGUGGUGGGGCUCCAUCCCUUCACUUCCUACUGGUUCCUGCUCCUGCCUCACUACAAGGGUGUGCUGGGUGUGCCUUCCAACACAGUCUUUACAACACCACAGGAUGUGCCUGCAGGGUGGCCAGUGCUCUCAAGGUGGUGGGCCGCCAGAGUGGGGCAGGACACAUAUGCCCUCACCCUUCACUGGCGACCACUGCCCCCACACCUUGCCCACGGCAUCAUCAACAGGUAUCAGAUCCUGGUAAGAGAAAGGGACACAGGCUUAACCCACAAUGUAAGUGUGAUGGGUGACCUGACCACACUCACCCUGCCCAACGUGACGUCCUCUCGAGUGGAGGUGAGCAUGGCAGCCUCCACCGUGAAGGGCACAGGUAGCGCAUCACCACCCACCAGCCUCAACCUGCUCAUGACACACCACAAGGAGCCUGGUGUGGGUGUUGGCUUGAUACGGUCAGCCUGGUUCCUGGUGCUAGCAGGCGGCGCUGUGACAAUGCUGGUGGUGUUGGUGGGCUGCACGCUGGCAGCCCGAUGGUGUGCCCACAGCCUCACCCACUCCUCCCUUCCAGCAGACAUGGGUCACAGCAAGGUGGGUGGCCCCUGGGUGGAUGUGGGUGGCCUGUGGACAUCUGUUCCCACCCAUGAUCUCAGCUCUGACAAGUCUGAGAGGAAGCUGCUGGCAAACGGGUCUUCCUUAGCUGAUUAUGUGGAGGUGGAGGCUGAACCACAGCUCAAAUAUGAAGUGGGCAACAAACGAUUAGAGGUGUGGCCGGGUGGACUGUUGGCCCCCUCACCAUCCCCAUCUCGAAUCUCCUCCUCCUCACACCAAGCCAAGCAGCUGGCCCAGAGUGAGUCGCUGGUAUCACAGCCACGCAGGGCAAGUCACUGCAUGUUGAGGCAACAGACAUCAGGCUCCUAUGCAAGCUCCAGCGCCCACCACACGUCCUCCACCUGCCGGAACUCAGACACCGGGACUUGGUACACAGGCAAGUACUGCAAUUGCUACCAGGAAGACUCCAAGCUGGGCCUUCACCACGAACCCUUCUGUCCCUCAGCCACCCCCUCUGGCUGCUCCACCAUCCUGCAUGUCAGCCUUAACCCUCCCUCAGACUAUGCCUGCACCUCCGUGGGCACAGACACGUAUGAGGCUGUCACCACAUAUGAGGAGGCUGGCACCCCACUGGACCUUGGACCAGGGAAGCGGCCGUCCACCACAUGGCAGCUGAGACUCAAUACAGAGUCCACCACAGACCUGUCCAUGGACUGCUAUAACUACUCUGACGACGACCCACAGUCCUUCAGCGACACAGAGGCUUUCUUCAUUCCACAGGAGCUCCGCAGACGAGAUGCCUCCAAGGAGAAUGACUCAUCCUGCGAGGACCUUUACCGGCCCCUCAAGGAACAGGUGCCUGCCAGGAGGACUGCGAGUGACGAUGCUUUCCAGCGAGAGUUGCAAAAAGUUGUAGAAAAGAAAUCUGAUCAGAACAAAAGCAAACAAAGUAAUUCCCUCAGGUAUCUUUACUGUGUGACAGAAUCUCCCUCAAACUGUGACUCUACCUCCACCAAGCCUCUCUCAGCAGAAAGCCUGAAGAGGAUAAGCUCCCGUUCCUCCAUGUCACAGGACAGCCUGGAGAACCAGUUUGAGCAGACGCUGCGCAUGAUCUCGCAGGGAGCGUCCUGCAACCUGGACUCAGACAGUGUGUCAUUGUCUGCCUUUGACUGAAACCCUUUGCCUGCAGUGUUGAGCAUCAAAGUCAAUUCAGGGAGAGUGGAUGUUCAGGUGCACAGUCUUCUGAGAACAGUGAGUGCUUUCUUUCAUGGAACACAACUUUCCCCACAACAGUGGUGAGACUCAGCAUGAAUACACAUACUUUGCUGUUCACAACUAACACAGCCGAGUAGAAUGACUCCUUGCAUUCAGUGUUAUCUCAUUAUAUUAUUAUUAUUAUUAUUAUUAUUAUUAUUAUUAUUAUUAUUAUUAUUAUUAUUAUUAUUAUUAUUAUUAUUGUUGUUGUUGUUGUUGUUAUUAUUAUUAUUAUUAUUAUUAUUAUUAUUAUUAUUAUUAUUAUUAUUAUUAUUAUUUCUAACAGGUCAGGGGUGUAGAGAUUAGCAGCCUGAGCUCAUACUGAAGAGGCACUGGGAUUGGAUCACAGGCCAGAAACAAAAUUAGGUUUGUCUUUCACACACUGCAGUCUGUUCAUUUCUUCAGUGACUGGUGUGUGGUGCAAGCCAGGCACCUUUGACCUUGCACCUCAGCAGAUGCAGAAGGCUAGCAACCCUGUCCUUAUGUGUGUGUGUGUGUGUGUGUGUGUGUGUGUGAGAGAGAGAGCAGCAAAAGAGAGUUAGCCAAUGUGUGUUUGGUGUACAACAAACAAUAUCACAUAAUUGAGGAGACAUGACCAGCCAAGACUACAUACUGUUGUGUUUUACUCAUGUGGCACUCAUGAUUUAGAAUGCUCAAGGUACGUCACUUGUGUCAGAACAGCGAAUGGUGUGUAAAAAUAUUUUCCAGCUGCAGAUUUGUAUGUUGUCAUGAAAUACAUAUAAUG